Aureobasidium vineae is the source of this 3477-nucleotide messenger RNA. The record is from the annotation of a GenBank genome assembly. Lineage: Eukaryota; Fungi; Ascomycota; Dothideomycetes; Dothideales; Saccotheciaceae.
AUGCCUCGUCGAAGACCUCCAGCACUGAGUCUCGGCAAUGCUCUCUUUNGCAUAUUUGUAUGGCUGCCCCUCAUAGCCACUGCUCAGCAGCAGCAGUCCGCAGGCAAUGCCAACAACAUCCGCAAACGCCCUUCCCUCGGUAACGCGCGCUCGUCGCCAGAACUGAGAUCCACCCACAAACACCUUAAAGACACCGCAAUCGACCCUUCAAUUGAGCGCGCCCUUGCGACUUUUGCUCCAGCCGAGUCUAUCCCGGCCGUCCGAGCACCUCCUGCACGAUCAUCGGCCUCAUCCGGUGGUCUUUCUUCGCGACACCCGGCGCGGUCUCUGCAGGAUUGGCAAGUCGAGGAUAUCAUUCUCCUGGCGACCGUUGAUGGAAAAUUACACGCAAGAGACCGCAGAACCGGCGCUCCCAGAUGGGAGAUCGAGGCCGACAAGCCCAUGAUCGAGACCGUCUACCACCAUAACGACUCAGAUCCGGACGCUCAGCCUGAGACCAGCCUCAUCUGGAUUGUUGAGCCUUCUCAAGAUGGAAGUCUCUACGUCUACUCCUCUGAGCCACAGACCGGCAUGCAGAAACUCGGCUUGUCUGUCAAGCAACUCGUCGAAGAACUUUCUCCUUACGCUGGUGAAGACCCGCCGGUGGUAUAUACCGCCGACAAGAAAAACACACUUUAUACAGUCGACGCAUCCAAUGGCAAAGUACUCAAGAUGUUCAGCUCGGGCGCAUCAACUUUCAACAACGACCAGAAUUGUCGCCGGGUCAACGGUCUUGGUUCUCUUGAGGACAACGAAUGCGAAACUAUCGGCACUCUUACAUUGGGCAGAACAGAUUACACCGUAUCCAUCGCAGACAAGUUGAGCGGCAACCCCAUCUGCACCAUUCGCUACUUCGAGUGGGGACCCAACAACCGCGACAAAGACCUGCACAACCAAUAUGCCUCGACUAUGGACAGCAAAUAUAUAUACACACAACAUGAUGGUAGUGUGGUCGCUGUUGAUUAUAGGGAAACCAAUCGUUUCGGCAAUGCUAUCCUAUACAAGCAAAAGUUCUCUUCGCCAGUAGCCCGCGUCUACGAUAUCGUCAGACCACUUGAUGAAGAAAUCCUGGAUGCUUCGCUUGUCCUUCUCCCACAGCCUAUUGGCCCUGCUGGUGAUGACACAAUCGAGCAGGACAAGGUAUUUGUCAACUGCACCGAGUCCGGCAGCUGGUAUGCUAUGUCGGAGCUCAGAUAUCCCACCGUCACUGACGGCGCUUCUAACGCCGUGUGUUACACCCAAGGAUAUGCGCUACCUGUAGGCACUUUCAACCCGGCCAAGCAAAGAGCAAGUCUGGUCGGCAUACAUCCUCUCCACCCAUUGAGUCAGGACCAGAGUGAGAUCCUUACCAUCGGCGGACCUGACCAGUCGCUUGGUUCACCUAAUGCCUACAACACCGACAAUGCUCAAGUCAUGCUACCCAAUGUAUCAAAUCCUUGGGCAGGUAUCUCAUCAUCAUCAGGCUUGAUUGGCUUGCUUGCUUUGAUUGGACUUUUUGCCAUCGUGUCCCGAUGGGUCGACGUGCAGAAAGUUAUACAACGCCAAGCUUCUGAUCCCGUCAAGAUCAGAGAGGCGCCUGUUCCUGUGACUUCCGGGCCGAGUGAAACUAUUCCUGGCCAGGAUGAUGCCUCUUCCCUAGCCGAGUCUGUUGACCGUAAGGUUCGCUUCCCCGAACCUGCGGAAGAGACUAUCUUCCCACAAGGAGAACAGGAAAAAGCAAAGGGAUCGACAUUGUCCAAAGAAACGCUAAUUGAGGUCAAGGUCGACUCACCCACUCGUGCCUCUACUCCAGUUCCGCCAGAAACAGACAAACCCGCCGAAGAGCAAACGCCUGUCAAGCCCAAGAAGAAGGCGACCCGCGGUGUCAGAGGCGGCAGAAAAGCGAAAGAGAAGAAGGAGCAACUCGAAGCGCAACAGCGCCGUCGCGAGAAUAGUCAAAGCAACAGCGACAAGGAAAGCAAUGGUGCACUUGCCACACCUGUUCCCAAGCCUCUCUCCAAGAUUGACAAGAUCGAUGGCAUGGAUGUCAUCAGUGUCGAUGCUUCUGAGAGCCCCAACGUGUCUGGCAAGAUCCAAAUCAACAACCUCACCAUUGACACAGAUCGUAUCAUUGGCCAUGGAAGUGCCGGUACCUGCGUGUUCGAGGGUAAGUUUGAAGGCCGCGACGUGGCAGUCAAACGUAUGCUUUCGCAGUAUUACGAGUUGGCUUCCCAGGAAGUUUCGUUCCUUCAACAGAGUGAUCAUGACAAAAACGUCAUUCGCUAUUACUGUCAACAGAAGGACCAGCAUUUCCUGUACAUCGCCGUCGAACUCUGUCAAGCAAGUUUGUGGGAUCUUUUCAACCUCCCCGAUGUUCGUGAGGAAGCCCGCUAUCAGCAACUCCAGUCACUGGCUCAAGCUGUUCAGCGUGAUGCUCGUGGCGCUCUCUAUCAGCUUGCGAAAGGACUUUAUCAUCUUCACGAUCUUCGCAUCAUCCAUCGGGAUAUUAAGCCUCAGAAUAUUCUCAUCGCCUUCCCCAAGCCGAACAAGCCCAACGAGCUUCGCCUAGUCAUCUCGGACUUUGGUCUGUGUAAGACCCUCCCAGAGAACGUCAGCACUCUGAUCGACCCUACAAGCAACGCCGGCACAUGCGGAUGGAAGGCUCCAGAGCUUAUCUCCCAGCCCAAGGAUGCGGCCUCUAACAACGGCCACAGCAACAUUUCACAUCCCGGCACCAGCGAGAGCUCUUCUGGCGGGACAAUGGGAGGUGUUAAGCGAGCAGCGGACAUCUUCUCUUUGGGAUGCCUGUUCUUCUGGGUUCUAACUGGAGGUGACCAUCCUUACGACGACAAGGAAGGCUGGAUGCAGAUGCGCGAACUCAACAUAAAGAAGAAUAACCUUCAGAACAUGCACAAACUCGACCUGGGCUCCGACAGCGAAGAGCCACGCCAACUGAUCACUGCAAUGCUGGCUCACAGCCCCGAAGACCGCNCCUCGGCCCUUCAAGUUCUCUGUCACCCAUUCUUCUGGUCACCCAAGAAACGCCUCGAUUUCCUCUGCGAUGUUUCCGAUCACUUUGAGCACGAACCCCGCGACCCACCCUCGCCUCACCUCUGCUACCUCGAAUCCUACGCCGACAUGGUCAUCUCUCCCAAAGCAGACAAGGACUGGCAACGCAAGCUCGACAGAAUGUUCCUGGACACACUCGGCAAGCAGCGCAAAUACAACGGCGCCAAGAUGUUGGAUUUGCUUCGCGCACUGCGCAACAAGAAAAACCAUUACGAGGAUAUGAGUGCGGAUGUCAAGAAGAGGGUUGGAUCGCUUCCUCAUGGGUAUUUGGAGUACUUCACCACGAGGUUCCCGACGCUGUUGAUGGCUUGUUUUUGGGCGAUCAAGGAUUGUAGGGUGGAGACUAAUGCGAGGUUUAGGACUUAUUAUAGUAUUGAGCAUCAGGAGUGA